AUGGCAGGCCCGGCGCCUCAGCGCGAGCGCCACGAGCGCCUGGACGCGAUCGGGGAAAUGCGCGCUCCGGGCGAGGGCGUCGGCGACGAGCGCCAACAACUCCCCCGCCAGCGCCUUCCGCGGCUCCGCCAGCGCGCGGCCGGCGAGCAGCCCCUGCAGGCUCUCCAGAAGCGACCGGUGCAGCCCGCGCUGGAGCUGGGCGCUGAGCUCCGGGCCAAUCCCCGGGAUCGCCGAAAAGCCCGCGGAGUGCUGAGUCAGCGACCCCACCAACUCCUUCACCCGCACGAGGUCCCCUGCCUUACAAACCAGCUGGCGGAGGCGCUCCCCUUGCCAUCGGGCCCAGACCGACGGCGAGGCCGCGUUGAUCGGGCGGGCCGGGUCGUCCAAAAUCCCCAGCGCGGCCCGCCAACCCCCGCGAACCUCCAGCCACGCGCAGCGCAGAAGUAA
Molecule: messenger RNA, 447 nt
Organism: Phytomonas sp. Hart1
Lineage: Eukaryota; Euglenozoa; Kinetoplastea; Trypanosomatida; Trypanosomatidae
Source: the annotation of a GenBank genome assembly